Mollisia scopiformis is the source of this 1707-nucleotide messenger RNA. Its product is annotated as cytochrome P450. Bases 1 to 1590 code for a protein of 529 amino acids. The transcript is spliced from 2 exons. Lineage: Eukaryota; Fungi; Ascomycota; Leotiomycetes; Helotiales; Mollisiaceae. Gene Ontology annotation, molecular function: heme binding; oxidoreductase activity, acting on paired donors, with incorporation or reduction of molecular oxygen; iron ion binding. The record is from RefSeq and is a predicted model, not a curated record.
AUGGCUGUCGCAGACCACCUACCAUUCAACUUCUCCCAAGCAACCACCCUCAUUGGUCCUCUCCUGAUCGGCCUCAUCUUCUUCGAUUACCUUUACAAACGUCGUCUCCCACCUGGCCCACCAAGUCUUCCGUUACUCGGGAAUUACCUCUCCACUCCUCGCGGUAAAUCGUGGUUGUUCUUCACCUCUUUAUCCAAAACAUAUGGCGGAAUCUACACCUUCUACUCAGGUCUCGUACCCAAUAUCAUAAUCUCAGACCUCAAAUCGCAUACGAUCUCCUCACUAGUCGAAGCAAUAAAUACAUAUUACAGCCAAGGCUCAACCAUCGUUACCCAUCCUUAUGGAGCGAGUUGGAACAUGAGAAGAAAGAUCUUCCAUCAGUUCUUGAAGCCUUCUGCGUUACAGACUUAUAAGGAGAGACAAGAAGCAGAAGCUUCGAAGCUUGUAUUUGGAAUCUCGCUGGAUGAGGGCAAGAAGUGGAAAGACGAGAUUGAGAGGUACACAUCCAGUGUUGUUUUCACGCUUAGUUACGGCAGGAGAAUCGAUGCCCUAAACUCGGCGGUCCUCAAGAAAAGACUCUUCUUCGUGCAUUAUGUAGCACGAUUUCUUUUGUCUGGUCAAUUUCUCGUCGAGUCCCUCCCGUUUCUGGAUUACUUCCCUCCGUUUCUCGCUCGAUGGAAAACCGCGGUUACGGAAAUGGGGAAGCAGAACGCGGCUUUUGACUCUUGGCUCGUGGACACCGUCAGACAAGAUUUGGCAAAAAAUGGAGGAAAACUUACGGGAAGAGGAAGUUUGACCGAGAACAUGAUCUUAGCGGCCGAAGCUGGAAACGUCGAUUGUCAACAGUUGAUGCAGAACGAGCGCCAUUUUUGUGGUAUACCAUCUUCAGUCUUCGGAGCUGGAUCCCAUACCACGAUCGCCAGUCUCUGUUCUGCUGUUUUGGGAUUGAUUCUGAACCCCUGGGUCUUCGUCACUGCUCAGAAGGAAAUCGACGAAGUGAUAGGCAAGAAACGAAGCCCGAAUUUCGGUGACAGGGAGAAGCUCCCAUACAUCGACGCUUUGGUCAAAGAGACGCUGAGAUGGAAACCCGCUAUCCCCAUGGGCGUGAAACAUGCAACUUCCGAAGACGAUAUUUACGAAGGCUACAAGAUUCUCAAAGGAACGAUGAUCGUGCCCAAUAUUUGGGCUAUGCAUUACGACCCCUCUUAUUUCCCUUCACCGGAGGAAUUUGCGCCAGAAAGAUUCCUGCCAGAAAAUGACGAGAGGUUUAGAGAGGAGCUGAAGCCAGAAAAGGAGUUUCCGGGCAAGUUCGGACACGGUACUUUUGGGUGGGGAAGGAGAAUUUGCGUUGGUGGUGAUUUGGCGCAUAAUGGGAUGUGGAUCGCGCUGGUGAAGUUAAUCUGGGGGCUUGACUUGAUGGGGGUUGAGGGAGAGAAGUAUGAUGGGAUAAAGUUUACUGGGGACACUGUUAUGGCACCAGCGAGCUUUAAGUGUCGGUGGAAGGUGAGGGAUACGGAGAUUGGCCAUGUGAUUGAGAGGGAGAUGAGCUUGGCGGGGGUUGUUCUGGAACAAUUUCCUGCCUUGGAGUGAGCGGUUGGAGAUUGGAGGUGCGAUGUUUCUUUUGCUGUUUGAAGGUAUCUAGGCAUGGAAUCAACGGAGCGAUAAGUUUGUCACAAUGAUUUGAGACUCAAAAGAGAUGAUUCUUUG